Molecule: messenger RNA, 3366 nt
Organism: Monascus purpureus
Lineage: Eukaryota; Fungi; Ascomycota; Eurotiomycetes; Eurotiales; Aspergillaceae
Source: the annotation of a GenBank genome assembly
AUGAGGCUCUUUCUUGUUUCCUACCUAAUAGCGCAGAUGGCCUGUGCUGCUAUUAGCCACACUUUCAAUGGCUUCACUAUUACAGAGCAUCCGGAUCCAGUCCGGCGUGCCGAAACGCAGAAAUACGUUACAUGGGAUGAACAUUCCUUGUUUAUAGAUGGGGAGAGAAUCAUGCUAUUCAGUGGUGAAUUUCAUCCAUACAGGCUCCCCGUACCCAGCUUGUGGCUCGAUGUUUUCCAGAAAAUUAAAGCCCUAGGAUUCAAUUGUGUCUCAUUCUACGUGGACUGGGCCUUGGUUGAAGGUAAACCGGGGGAGUAUAGAGCCGAGGGCAUUUUUGCUCUCGAACCCUUCUUCGAAGCAGCGGCUCAGGCUGGUAUCUAUCUUCUUGCUCGUCCUGGCCCUUAUAUCAAUGCCGAAGUCUCUGGUGGUGGUUUUCCUGGAUGGUUACAGAGGGUGAAUGCCACUCUGCGGACAAGUGAUCCAGCCUACUUGGCUGCCACUGAUAACUAUAUUGCUAACGUCGCGGCUACCAUUUCCAAAGCCCAAAUUACGAACGGUGGUCCAGUUAUUCUCUACCAGCCUGAAAAUGAGUAUACCAAUGCCUGCUGCGGUGCAGACUUCCCGGAUGGAAGCUACAUGCAGUACGUGAUAGACCAAGCUAGGAAAGCCGGAAUCGUUGUACCUAUGAUUAGCAAUGAUGCCUCGCCCAGUGGACACAAUGUCCCAGAAUCUGGUAUUGGCGCAGUCGAUGUCUACGGACAUGAUAGUUAUCCUCUUGGAUUCGACUGUGCAAACCCAACUGUGUGGCCGGCUGGUAACUUACCUACAAAUUUCCGCGAACUGCAUCUACAGCAAAGCCCGUCAACCCCGUAUUCGAUAGUUGAGUUCCAAGCCGGGGCCUUUGACCCAUGGGGAGGACCAGGGUUUGAUAAAUGCGCGGCGCUCCUUAAUCACGAGUUUGAGAGGGUCUUCUAUAAGAAUGACUUUAGCUUUGGAGUUUCAUUUCUCAACUUGUACAUGAUAUUCGGCGGCACAAAUUGGGGAAACCUCGGCCACCCUGGAGGAUAUACCUCUUAUGACUACGGCUCAGCGAUUACCGAGUCUCGCAAUGUUACUCGCGAGAAAUAUAGCGAACUCAAACUUAUAGGCAAUUUUGCCAAAGUUUCGCCGUCAUACCUUACUGCCACUCCUGGGAACGCAUCCACGUCCAUCUAUGCGGAUACUCCUAACCUAACUGUGACUCCUCUGAUUGGAAAUGGGAAUGGCUCCGCCUCCUAUUUCGUGGUCAGACACUCGGACUAUGCUAGCCAGGCAUCGACCAACUACAAGCUCACAAUUCCCACUAGUGCUGGCAACCUAACAGUCCCGCAAAUUGAAGAAAAGCAGUUAACUCUCAAUGGCCGCGACUCGAAAAUACACGUUGUUGACUACAAAGUGUUCGGGACUAAUAUCCUCUACUCUACCGCAGAAGUCUUCACCUGGAAAAACUUCGCAGGAGGCAAGGUUCUCGUCCUGUAUGGUGGAAACGGCGAGUAUCAUGAACUAGCAGUGUCAUCUGGGUCAGAUAUCUCGGUCAUUGAAGGAUCAACGUCGGAUAUUGCCCAACAGUCUACGGGUGAUGCUAUCAUUAUUGGUUGGGAUGUCUCUUCUACUCGUCGCAUCGUCCAGGUAGACGACCUGAGAAUAUUCCUUCUCAGUAAGAAUGCUGCAUAUGACUACUGGGUCCCAGAACUCCCUGCCGCGGGAACGUUACCGGGCUUCAGCACUCAGGAGAAGACCGCCUCGUCUAUCAUCGUCAAAGCUGGAUAUCUUGUGCGUACGGCAUAUCUACAAGGCAGCAAUCUUCACAUCACGGCAGAUUUCAACGCGACGACACCUAUUGAAGUGAUCGGGGCGCCUGAAAACGCUAAGAAUUUAUGUAUAAAUGGCCAAAAGGUCCGGCAUUCAGUUGACCACAACGGAAUCUGGGUGAGCAAUGUUGAUUUCUCUCCACCAGAAAUCAACCUUCCCAGAUUGCAAGACCUGGACUGGAAGUAUUUGGAUACGCUACCUGAAAUCCAGCCGACGUACGAUGACUCCACCUGGACUGCUGCAGACCGCAAGACAACGAAUAACACCGAUCAUCCUCUCAGCACUCCGACAUCGCUUUAUUCGUCAGACUAUGGGUUUCAUACAGGCUACCUGAUCUACCGUGGCCAUUUUAUAGCGGGUGAUCAAUUGCCAGUCUUUUAUAUUCAGACACAAGGUGGCACAGCCUUUGGAAGCUCAGUGUGGUUAGACGAUGGGUGGAUUGGAUCCAUGGGAGAUGAUGGGUCCAGUAAUAGUAACGGGACCUACCGGCUGCCCACUCUCACUGACGGGAAGCCGCACGUUUUUACUGUUGUCAUUGAUAAUAUGGGUCUCGAUGAGGACUGGACCGUCGGCUCUGAAACCAUGAAAAACCCUCGUGGCAUUCUGAAUUAUGAGCUCCCAGAGGGGAAAUCAUACAACGCUACGCCAAUCUCGUGGAAGCUUACUGGUAAUCUUGGGGGCGAGGAUUACAUCGACAAGGUCCGAGGACCCCUUAACGAAGGAGGACUUUACGCAGAACGCCAAGGCUUCCACCAGCCUGAACCCCCAAGCAGCAACUGGCAGUCAUCAAGCCCCUUUCAGGGACUGUCGACGCCAGGUAUUGGGUUCUACAGCACCAGCUUCGAUCUUGACAUCCCCUCCGGUUGGGACGUGCCACUAUAUUUCACCUUCAUGAAUGCCAGUUCUUCACCUGCGUACCGUGUGCAGCUCUAUGUGAACGGGUACCAAUUUGGCAAGUAUGUAAACAAUAUUGGUCCGCAGACAAGCUUCCCUGUUCCUGAGGGCAUCUUGAAUUACCGCGGGAAGAAUUGGGUUGCGUUGACUCUUUGGGCAAUGCAAGACGGGGGUGCGAAGUUGGAUGGUUUUGAAUUGGUAUAUGGGACGCCGGUGAAGACUGCCCUUACUGGCAUCGAGCCCGUUGAGCAGCCAAAGUAUGUGCUGCGAGAGGGAGCAUAUUGAUCGAUGUUCGGGCUCAGAAGCUUGAUGGUUGUGAUGGCUCUUGCGUUGGGGUCGGGGCAUAGGCCGUUGAUGCACAGAUACCCCAUCAAAGAACAUUUGGAUUAAUCUAAUCAAUGCAAGACAAGUGGGACAUGCAGAUCCCGUCAGGAACACUAAUUAACUAUGAUGCUGACGUAGAGUCGAUUGUAGGCGCUUGAGCAUGCACGAUGUCCCAGCCUCCGCAAUUUCCACUCCGUAAUGAGUAUAGAAUUGCCAAGUGCUAGUUGCUUUCUGAUGCAUUUCAUUUAAUGGAAUAGAUUUAAAAUAAAGCUGAAAAUAAAAGCAUCGUGGGCAGCC